AUGGGGGCUUCCGAGUUUCACUCAGGUCACUUCGAGACUUCAGAAAUGUGUUUCUGUCAAGCUGCCUCCGAACUUGGGAUUGGUUCGAAUCUUGCUUCUAAAGGCCUCGCCCGCUCUUCACACCAAAACGACGACGUGAUCAUGAUUGAUUCCCGAGACGAUGGGCUAGUCGUAAACCUCAAUCGGUAUGAUGAAGGUAUGAACGUAUACAAUACGCCAUUGAACCUACCACGUGAUUGUGACGGCAAAGAAAAAGACGGCUUUCAGUACACCACUGCCGCGGUUGUCGCCUACAAUAUGGCACAAGUCAAGAUCAAGUGCGGAAAGAGGAAUCAUGCUGAGCACUGGCUGCAUCAAGCACUCUACUGGACCAAGUCAACCGAUCGUUUUUCCCAGACAUUGGUGGUAAAGAUUCUCCACUGCCUCGGAUAUUGCAGAUAUGUCACUGGUGAGGCCGACAUGGGAACGGAGUAUUAUCAGCAAGCAUUCAAUGCAAGCACACACUUCAAACUUGGUAGGCAAUGCCUUGCAGCCUCCCUGAAUUGCAUCGGGGUUCUUCACUUCAGCAUGGAUCAUACAUGCAACAUCGACAACUCACUCCAAUCGUUUGAAGAAAGUCUACAGAUGUACCGAUCGUGCACAAGCGUUGAUCCUUUGGAAGUCGCAACGGUUCAGAAUAAUAUUGGAAGACUGCAUUAUCUCCGAGCUGACUACGUCCAGGCCCUUCAGAGCUACCAAGAAUCGCUCAAGAUUCGGAGGCACCUCCUUGGUGAAGAAUCCAUUGAUGUGGCUGCUACCUUGUACAAUGCAGGUCAAGCCUGUCAGCAACUCAAAAAGUUCGAAGAAUCGAUCAAUCAUUACAAGUCAUUUCUCAGCGUUGCCAAGUCCGUCUUCGGUGAGAACUCGAAGGAUGCCGCUCUGGCGCUGAAAGGAAUUGCCGAGAUUCAUCAAGUACAAGGGAAGUUCGAUACGGCUUUAGAAUUCUUUCAUCAAGCUUUGCAAGCUCAGACGGCGGCAAGUGGGAGACUUAGCACGGAUGUUGCCACACUUUUGAACAAGAUUGGCAAUCUUUGCUACGAAAUGAAGGAAUAUGAAACCGCCAUGGCCUCUGGAGGCUUACGAUCGAGUAUUGCCUUGGUUUUGGCAGAGACACUCUCAUUCAUCGCCUUGAUGCAAUAUCACCUGGGUGACUACGCGUCGUCCCUCGAAGCCUAUCAAUUUGCUCUUCGAAUCUACCGAGAGCACUCGUCAAACAACGAUAACUCAACCAUUGCUUCCACAUUGAAUUCAAUUGGACUAGUAUUUUUUAAGAAACAAGUCUACGAGCUUCCCAACAGGUGCUUUUCGGAAAGUCUGAGGAUACGAACCAAACUUCUUGGUCCCAAUCAUCGAGAUGUGGCGAUUCUGUGGUAUAAUCUUGCAACUGUAUAUUUCGAGCGUAGGCAAGAAGAGACAGCCGUCAAGAUGUACAAGGAAACCUUGCGAGUCGAGGAGAUGCACCUUGGAACGGACCACCCAGAUGUUAGCCUGACGAUCAGGCAUUUGGGACAGGUUCACCAACAGCUUGGCAAGCUUGAGGAAGCUGCCAAAUAUUUCCAACAAGUUGUUGCCAUCGAGCGAAAAAGAGAAGUCGUUCCAAAUACAAGAUCCUUGUCCAAGGCAUUGAAUCUCCUCGGCAACGUGUACCUACAGUUGAACCAAGUUCCAGAAAUGAUGGAGUGCUACAUGGAAGCUUCACGACUGAACGAAGCUCCCAGAGAAAACGGUGAUGAAACAUCAUCUGAUCGAUUGGUCAUUGCGGGAUACAAUUUGUAUUGCCUGCAAAAAACAAAUCCACCCGCUGCGGCAACUGCUUAG
This is a messenger RNA of Cylindrotheca closterium, 1857 nucleotides long. The record is from the annotation of a GenBank genome assembly. NCBI's taxonomy places the organism in Eukaryota, Bacillariophyta, Bacillariophyceae, Bacillariales, Bacillariaceae.